CCCCAUAAUAAAUUACCCGACCUGCCAUGAGGCGGGUAUCCAUAUGGGUAUCGAGAUACCCACCCCGACCUGCCCAUUGCAAUCCUGCUCUCGAGUUGAUGACACUUCCAUGAAAUAAUUAUUAAAUUAACUAAACGAAAAUUAUUAAAACCGAAAUGCGUUUUCUGACAAUCCACAAGAAGAACUAAUCGCGCUCAUAUUUCGCGUAGUCUGUACACGCGAAGAGCUCCGCUGUUUCCCUCUCGUUUCCCCUUCUUGACCUCGGCGAGCUCUCCUCGGUUUCCCUCUAUCGUCGCAUUGGGCGGUUUCCGUCGGCAUUUAUCCGACUCGCAGUCGGUCGAAUUUGACAUUAGCCGAAUUGAGAUACUCGUUAACGGCCGAGAUCCUUGCCUCUUGCGCUUCGGUAAUUUCCGGUCACGGUAAGGUGGGUUGCUUGUUUGCUAGCUUUCUAAAUCCCUUUCUUCGUUUGUUUCCGAAGAGCAUCUUGUGGAGUAACGAGUUGAUCCUGCUUUCGUUUUGUGUUUAGAGGAAUUUAGGUUUAGGAUUAACGAAUUGCUUUUGUUCAUAAGUAUAUUGUUUUUAUAUCGUAGGUCUUCUUUUCCCUGGUAAACGAACUCGGAGUUUCUGGAGUACAGGAGAAAGAGAGUAGGCGUGAUUUCCAAUUCUCUUAGUGCCUUGGUUAUGCUUGGUUUCUAUGAAUUUGCGAUGUUUACUAUCAUUAGUGCUUUAUGAUCUCGCUCUUCAGUUUCUUGAUUUCAAUUUCGUGUGUUAUUCAAUUUACGAUUGUCGGUAGUAGGCUGUCUGAUAUUAGUAUAAUUGAAUCGGAGGUGUUCUUAAAUCCACCUAAAGCCUCGUAACUUGCAUUAUUGGUCUCUUAUAUUUAGUUUAGUGGAAAUGUAUACAGCCUGUGUUUACUUCUGGAAUCUGUUUUUAUUUUUUAGAGGGGGUACACAGAAUGUAUACGUAGCCUAUCUGCCCCCAUUUUGGAGGUUACUCAGCUUUACGACGUCCCCAUUUUAUCCCUUACUUUGGGUGGUAUUCUGAUAAUGUUAUACUCGUUGAUAGUUUUGAUUUUGAUAAUUCGUUGCAUCAAAUCAAAGGUGACUAAUGGUUGCAAUCAUUUAUGUGUAGGUUCCAGUGUCGUCGGUUUCUUUUGAAGUUCUGGUGCUGUCUGAUUGCUUGUUGGAAGUCAGCUCAGAGCCAGAUAUGAGCUCCCAAACCAGAAGUGAUAGAAGUGACAGAUCUAGAUUACCCUCUCAAACUGUGCGCCAGACUUGGGUUCCCAGAGGACAAGGCCCCUCCACAGUUUCUGUAAAUCUACCUCCUCCAACUUUCAUUUCCAAUAUCGAUGAAGGCACCAGUCAUUCAGCUGUCCCUAAACCAAGACACAGAGGCACCAGUAAUCCAGCUGUUUUGGAUCCACGACAAAGAGGCACCAGUAAUUAUGUUGCUUCUGAACCCAGACCCCGAGGCAUCAGUAAUUCUUCUCGGAAUCAUGUGGGUCGCCCCACAAACCACAGGAGGGAUAAGGAAAGGGAGAAGGGUCAGCCACAAACUUUGAAAGAGUUGAAGUAUGCAAAUAUGCCGCAACUGGUGCAAGAAAUUCAGGAGAAACUUGCAAAGAGCACUGUUGAGUGUAUGAUUUGUUAUGAUAUGGUGCGAAGGUCUGCUCCUAUUUGGUCUUGUUCCAGCUGUUACUCCAUUUUUCAUCUCAAUUGUAUCAAGAGAUGGGCUAGGGCUCCUACUUCCGUCGACUUGUCUGCCGAUAAAAACCAGGGUUUUAACUGGCGCUGCCCGGGCUGCCAGUACGUGCAGCUGACACCAAUGAAAGAGAUUCGUUAUGUUUGCUUUUGUGGGAAAAGAACAGAUCCACCCUCUGAUUUGUACUUGACUCCUCAUUCAUGUGGUGAGCCAUGUGGGAAGCCCCUCGAGAAGCAUUUGCCAGGCACCAACUUAGAGAGUAAUAAUAAGAAUUCUUGCCCUCAUGUCUGUGUGUUGCAGUGCCAUCCAGGUCCAUGCCCACCUUGCAAAUCAUUUGCUCCACAACGCUUGUGCCCUUGUGAGAAGAGCACCAUCACCACUAGGUGCUCUGAACGUCAAUCUGUUCUCACGUGUGGUCAGCGAUGUGAUAAGCUUCUCGAUUGUCAGCGUCAUCGUUGUGAACGGAUUUGUCAUCUUGGUCCUUGUGAUCCGUGCAAAGUUCCGGUUACAGCUUCAUGUUUUUGCAAGAAAAAAGAGGAGGAUAUAUUAUGCGGAGACAUGUCUGUGAAGGGAGAGGUGAAUGUCGAAGGAGGUGUCUUUUCAUGCAAUUUCAUGUGUGAGAAGAUGCUUGCUUGUACUAACCAUGAAUGUACUGAAGUAUGUCAUCCAGGUCCUUGUGGAGAUUGUGAUUUGAUGCCAGGAAGGGUCAAAUCUUGUUAUUGUGGGAAGACGAGCUUGGUGGAGGAAAGGAAGUGUUGCUUGGACCGAAUCCCUAACUGUAUGCAGGUGUGUGGCAAGCUACUUUCCUGUGGGGUUCACAACUGUAGGGACCUGUGCCAUUCUGGAGAUUGCCCUCCUUGUAUGGUUGAUGUCACCCAAAAUUGUUGUUGUGGAUCUUCCUCGAGAACUGCGGCCUGCUACAAAACAUGUGAUAUCAAUGAACAGUUCAAGUGUGACAAGCCUUGCGGACGAAAGAAGAAUUGUGGGAGACAUCGGUGUAGUGAACGUUGCUGCCCUCUUUCUAACAACUCAACUGCUUCUUUCUCUGAGGAUUGGAAUCCACACUUAUGCCAAAUGGCCUGUGGCAAGAAGUUGAGGUGUGGCCUGCAUUCUUGUGAGUCACUAUGUCACAGUGGUCAUUGCCCUCCUUGUCUUGAGACAAUCUUUGUUGAUCUGAGCUGUGCAUGUGGAAGGACUUCAAUCCCUCCCCCCUUGCCCUGUGGUACAACGCUACCAUCAUGUCAACUCCCCUGUUCGGUUCCUCAGCCUUGUGGUCAUGCGGCUUCUCAUAACUGCCACCAUGGAGACUGUCCGCCUUGUUCUGUCCCUAUUGCAAAGGAGUGUGUUGGUGGACAUGUGUUUCUCAAAAAUAUACCUUGUGGUUCGAAAAAUAUAAGGUGCAACAAGCUCUGUGGUAAAACUAGGCAGUGUGGUCUUCAUGCAUGCGGGCGGACUUGUCAUCCAGCACCGUGCGACUCUUCACCUUCCUUUCAAGUAGAGGCAGGGAGAGCUUCUUGUCGCCAGAUAUGUGGGGCCCCCAGAAGGGACUGUAGGCAUACUUGUGCUGCACUUUGUCAUCCUGCUGUUCCUUGCCCCGAUGUCAGAUGUGAGUUUCCAGUCACAAUUACUUGCUCAUGUGGCAGGAUAACAGCCAGUGUUCCUUGUGAUGCUGGAGGGACAAGUGGUGGUUUCAGUGCUGAUACAGUUUUUGAAGCUUCAGUAGCCCAGAAGCUACCAGCACCACUUCAGCAAGUGGAAUCAACAACUGGUAGUAAGAAGAUUCCACUUAGCCAAAGGAAGCUUACUUGUGAUGAAGAAUGUGCCAAGUCAGAACGUAAGAAGGUUCUUGCUGAUGCUUUUGACAUUAAUGCCCCCAACUUGGAUGCUCUUCAUUUUGGCGAAAACUCGGCUGUUACUGAGUUGCUUUUGGAUUUAUAUAGGCGUGAUCCAAAAUGGGUUCUUGCUGUCGAAGAGAGGUGCAAGUGCCUUGUCCUUGGUAAGCACAGGGGGGUAACUGUGGGUGGUGGUCUCAAGGUUCAUGUCUUCUGCCCGAUGCUGAAGGACAAGAGAGAUGCAAUUAGGCUGAUUGCGGAGAGGUGGAAGCUAGCAAUCCAUGCUGCUGGGUGGGAACCCAAGCGAUUUGUUGUUCUUCAUGCAACUCCCAAGUCCAGACCACCACAACGUGUGAUUUGUGUCAAAGGGGUGACUGCUGCCACAAGUCUGCACCCACUUGCUUUUGAUGCCCUUGUUGACAUGGAUCCCAGGCUCAUUGUUUCUUUCCUUGAUUUGCCUAGGGAGUCGGACAUAAGCUCUUUGGUGCUUAGAUUUGGCGGGGAGUGUGAGCUGAUAUGGUUGAAUGAUAAGAAUGCUUUGGCAGUUUUCAAUGAUCCUGCUCGUGCAGCAACCGCCCUUAGGAGGUUGGAUCAUGCGUCUGCUUAUCAUGGUGUCGUCGUGAUUCUUCAGAACAAUGGUGCAGCAGCUAAUGCAUGGAGUACCCCUAAGGAUGGAGUGAAUGCAGCAAUGAAGGGAAAUAAUGCAUGGAAAAAGGCUGUUGGUGAAGAUGUUUGGGGUGGUGAAGAGCAGCCUAGCGGAUCCAGUGAUUCUUCUCCUUGGAAACAAAAGGAAGCUACUUCUGCAAUUACUGCUUCGGUUAAUCGCUGGAGCAUUCUAGACACUGAGACGGCUUCCAGCACUAUUGCUGCUGCUUCAUCAGUGGUUAGAAUUGAGGAUCGAGGUGGGGCUUGUCUUGAUUCAGUAGUAAUAAGACCUUCGUCCGAGCAGCUGGAAGUGGCAGAUGACUGGGAGAAAGCUUUUGACUUGGACCACAAUACGCAACAGGGGUAACAGGUGUGUGAUCAAAGAACAUCAACUAAAGUUGCUGUCUUCUCCUGCAGUAACGGUAUGCAUUGUUUUCUUCUUCUUGAUAAGAGAAUACCUGCAGGCCUUGAGUUGCCUGUCCUAGACGAUAUCUGGACACCUAAUUUUAAGUAGCUUUAAAUUCAUUGUACCAGGCAAAUCUUAUUCUCUAAUUGUCAUAUUUCUGUAUCAAUAAUGAGGCAGACAGAGUUUGACUUCUCUUUGUUUUUUUUUUUCCUGGUUUAAUUUAUUAAUUUUCUCCCGCGUUCUCUGCGUGAGAGAAUAGGAAGAAGGUAUUCUUAAUUGAGACACUCACUAUUAGAUUGCAUUCAAGCACUCACACACUGUAAUUUCAUGAAUCUAGUGCGGAUUUCAGUAUGCAUUGAGAUGGGUUACCUCUUAAGGUUCAGGAGUUCUGUCUAUAUCCAGGUUGUAGCGCAUUGCAUAACUCAUGCUUGUGAACUUCUUGGGGUAGUCGUGGUUAGAAUGAAUUCUGCAUUUCCUUUAGGCUCUUGGCUUUUCUUUGUUGAACGUAUCACUCGUGAACUAUUUUGGGUGAUUAGACUUGAGGCACAAAAACACUUAAUUGGUAAGGGUUUGAGGAAAUAGAGAGGACAAAGGUUGGCUAUACAAAUUUGUUCUCUUUCUGAGUGCGACCUUAUUGGCCAUCAACUCCGUGCCAGAGGAAUAUAUUGUUGCAUUGGGAUUCAGCUCGUAGUGGUGAAUGGCUCAUGGUUGCGUUAUUGCAUAGAAUAGAAGUUCUUUCCUGCUGUAUCUGUAUCUAACAUGUUCACUUUUUGGGCAGUCGGAGGUCUCUGUCAAUCACUGUUGGAAUUCUUGGAUUCAAGGGCUUGAUAGGAUUUGUUUUCUAUUUCCUUAUCAUGGCUGUAACUUCUGUUGAACCCACAGCCGAAGCAACGUGUUCCAUUCACUCCUACUUUGACUCAGGGAACUGAGUCGUGGUUUGAAGGCCCUCUUUUGGUGUGCUUCUCUUAUUUGCCACUUUACAUCUUUCAGCUUCUUCUUUUUUUCCUUAAUGAGGUCUUAGGAGAGAAUUUUGCUGAUCUUCGUUUAUCCCAUGGAUAAGGCUUUGACCUCUAGUUUUUAUGGAUUAGUCACGGUAAUGUCUGCAUGGUGCGUAAUUAGCCGAGUUAAGAAAUUCCUGCAGUAUUAAAUCGAUAUCCGUACAGACCUAGCAACAAACUUCUAUGUCGGUAGGAAAGUAACUUUGCCCAUUUUUCAGCUUUUACCUUACAUCUCUAUUAAUGACCAACAGCUGGUUCUGGUUUUGUGACUUCAGGAGCUCAACAGCACUUUUAUGUUCUUCUGUGCCAUCUUUCUUGCUCUUCUGGACAUAUUUUUCCACACAUUAGAAAUAUGGUUUCUUAUUUAUUUACCAGUUAUAGAUAGUUGGAAUACUACUCAAAUAUAAAAUCCUGUUUGCUCAUGUUUCAGCUUUUGAUUAGCCAUACACUGUCUUCUAGCCGGCCCUCCCAUUUUGUUGAACUUCAUGCUUGCUAAGUCCGAUGUGUUGUAGCAAGUACAGAGUGUGAUAUACGAGCGAUGCUUACUGUGGGUUUUUUUUUUAUAUAAUCUGAAUCAUGUUUUUUGUUGUUUCUACAGGAGGUAUGACUCUUCAAAUUCACAAGUUCGUAGGCGGAUUGGCUUUCUACCCAGCUAAAAUAAUAAGAGACUGCUGCACAACAUAAUAACUGCAGCAGUUCUUUCCAGUGUUCUGUGCUCUCCGGCUUUUAUAAUGGAUACUUCCGUAGUUGAUGGUAAGAAAUGGCUAUCGUUGAUGAGUAUGUUUUUGUCCUUGGGGUACACUGACUGCUAGUUCUGGUUUCUUUGCUUCAAGUGCUGAGAAUCUGAGCUGGUAAAAAGAAUGAGGAUCCCUGACGCCGAGUCAGUCAGGCUGCUGCUUGAACGAUUUCAUAGCUUCAUACAGUUAUCAAAGUGACUAAUAUGAGAAAAUGAUAGGAAAUUUUUUAUUUCACAACCAAUUGAGUGUCUUUUAACUUUUUGUUUAUGUUAUACCUUUGCUUGGUUCAAAUGGAUAGGAAAAAAUUAAGCCAGUAACCUGAUCCAUGAGGCGGUGGGUGCCUAACCAGUAAGCUAUUUCUGCAGGUUCAAUUGGUUAAAUCAGUUUGGUAGACAGAAAACUAGUUAAUUUCAUUCGGUAAAAAUGGAUUGUAAAUGGCAAGAACUUGUGAAUUUGAGAGUUUGGGUUAUUAUGUUGUGCAGCAGAGGGAUUGUAAAUCGUAAGAAAGGAAAGAGCGAAGAGGAAACUAGAAAGGAAAGAGCAAAGAGGAAACUAAAAAGGCAAGUGGUGAGUGAAAUUCCCACCAUCUCUGCAAUCUCUCUCCUCUUGAGAGAGUGCAUCUUUGGGGAGUGGUGAUUACUGAGUAGUGACGGAAACCAAUGAGUGAAAAAAGCAGGCCUAGAGAAUCUGAAAGGCUAAACGUCGCCCUAGUUUUUAUUAUUUAUCGCCCUAAUUUAAACAUGAAAGUACGUAACUGUCCAACAAAAUAAAUGAAAAUCAAAGCG
Molecule: messenger RNA, 7104 nt
Organism: Linum trigynum
Lineage: Eukaryota; Viridiplantae; Streptophyta; Magnoliopsida; Malpighiales; Linaceae
Source: the annotation of a GenBank genome assembly